AUGGCAGUCGAGGCUCACGAAGAUGUAGGCCAGGACGUCAUGUCCCAUCAAGAGAACACGCCCCUGCUGCAUGCACACAACGAACCGUUCAAACCGCAGGCAAAAGACGUCUGGCUGGAGAUCCGACUCCUCCUCAAACAAUGUCCGCCUCUCGUAGUCACCUACCUCCUGCAAUUCUUCCCCAGCGUCCUCGCCACGCUCAUCGCCGGCCACCUCGGCGCAGACGACCUCGGCGCAGCCAGCAUCGGCGCCACGACCAUCGCCAUCUUCGGCUCCGCCUUCGUCUCAGGCAUGGCCACGACCCUCGACACCCUUUGCGCCCAAAGCUACGGCUUCGGCGACCUCCACACCGUCGGCCUGCACGUGCAGAGAAUGGUCCUCCUCAUGGAGCUUGCUUGCGUCCCCAUCGCCGCGUUCUGGAUCGCCUCACCCUACCUUCUCUCCUUCGUCGUCAAGCAGCCCCAUCUCGCCCUCAAAGCCGGCACCUUCCUCCGCAUGAGCGCCAUCGGCCUCCCAUCCCAGGCCCUCUUCGAGGCCGCGAGGCGGUUCCUGCAGGUCCAGGGCGACUUCCACACCGCCAUGCUCAUGGUCGCACUCUGCAUGCCCGUCAACGCGCUUAUCAGCUGGACCUUGGCAUUCCCGCUGGGAAUGGGCCUCGACGGGGCGGCCCUCGGCUCCUCGCUGAGCCAGAUCCUACGCGCGGCGCUGCUUCUGCUCUACAUCGCCUCCGCGCGCGGCUCGUGGUCCCAUCGCUGCUGGGGCGGCUUCUCGCGCGACGCGCUGCGCGGAUGGGGUCUGAUGGUCCGGUUGUCGUUUGCCGGGUCCGUGGCGACGCUGAGCGAGUACGCUGCGUUUGAGAUUCUGUGCUUCUCGACGUCGUAUUUGAGCACGCGGCACCUGGCUGCGCAGUCGAUUCUCACCACGACGUCGAUUGUCGUCUGGCAUGUGCCCUUCUCCAUCAGCGUGUUCAGCAGUAACCGCGUCGGACACCUCGUCGGGGCGGGGCUUGUUGGGGCGGCGCGGAGGGCGGCGGUUGUGCAUGGGGUUGCCUGUCUUGCGGCCGGGUGUCUGAAUCGCGGAGGCGAUGCUGUGCGGGACUAA
This is a messenger RNA of Colletotrichum chrysophilum, 1101 nucleotides long. RefSeq lists its product as uncharacterized. The transcript has 2 exons. Gene Ontology annotation, biological process: transmembrane transport. The record is from RefSeq and is a predicted model, not a curated record. Lineage: Eukaryota; Fungi; Ascomycota; Sordariomycetes; Glomerellales; Glomerellaceae. Gene Ontology annotation, cellular component: membrane. The coding region runs from base 1 to 1101 and encodes 366 amino acids. Gene Ontology annotation, molecular function: antiporter activity; xenobiotic transmembrane transporter activity.